AAGGCAGUCAUGAACGUGAACGGCGGGUCCCCAAUGACUGUAGACCCUCAGAAACUUGGGGCGGGCGGACUGUGGCAGGUUCCAGAGAAAAUGUUCAACGCUACCAAAAGGGCCGCUGAUCGUCGCGCCAUGCAGAACUACUACCAACAGAUACAACGGCAGUUCUGCGUGGAUUGGACACAGAUGCCGUAUGGCUGUUUGCGAAACCCCCUUUACUCCGCCAUGGCAACACAGAUGUACCUCUUGGUACAGCCCAGACCAGUGCCCUCGGGAUGCGCCCAGCAGGCUACGAUGUGGUCCAAUUUCGUUCAGCAGUCCAAUAUGCGGCAAGCGUUUGUACAGAACUGUUACUCAGCCCCGAACUAUAAUCAGUUGAAUCAACAGCUUCAGUAUUUUCUUGUGUAAGACAUGUGUACCUUCGGCCCAACCGGGCACUGGAUUAUAACAUAUUGACAUGAGGUGGCGUUGGUUUAAUUGACUUUGAUGAUAACGGAAAUGCAACCCGGUUCCAAUUUAUGAAAAGCAAGCGUUUCUUUAUAUUUGCUUUAGAAUUCUGCACUUGAACCAAACUUUCUGGAGUGUGAAAAAUGUAUUCUUUAAUAAAAAGUUGAAUUUGCUGGACUUU
Molecule: messenger RNA, 625 nt
Organism: Lingula anatina
Lineage: Eukaryota; Metazoa; Brachiopoda; Lingulata; Lingulida; Lingulidae
Biological process (GO): extracellular matrix organization
Molecular function (GO): extracellular matrix structural constituent conferring tensile strength; calcium ion binding
Source: RefSeq, a predicted model, not a curated record